This is a messenger RNA of Gossypium arboreum, 1708 nucleotides long. Its product is annotated as dnaJ protein homolog. Gene Ontology annotation, biological process: response to heat; protein refolding. Gene Ontology annotation, cellular component: cytoplasm; cytosol. Gene Ontology annotation, molecular function: ATP binding; Hsp70 protein binding. The transcript is spliced from 7 exons. The record is from RefSeq and is a predicted model, not a curated record. Bases 253 to 1509 code for a protein of 418 amino acids. Lineage: Eukaryota; Viridiplantae; Streptophyta; Magnoliopsida; Malvales; Malvaceae.
CAAUUCUAGAUCCUUCUAUACCAAAUUCCAAAGCGACUGAAAAUAAACACCACCUCUCGGCUACCUCUCAAAAGAGUUUCAACUUUAGAUCUGGACCGUCCAUUAUUCCCUUAUAUAAAUAGGUCUCUUACAACACGUAUUCUUCACUUAAGCCCUUCUGUGUUUCUCUCCAUCUCGCCGUCUCGCGUGCGCCCUGUGGCUCUCUUCAACCCUCGCAUAUCUCUUCAAGAUCUGAUCUGAUCUGACAAAAAAAUGUUCGGGAGAGCACCAAAGAAAAGCGAUAAUACUAAAUACUAUGAGAUAUUGGGAGUGCCCAAAACCGCUUCCCAAGAUGAUUUGAAGAAGGCUUAUAGAAAAGCUGCAAUUAAGAAUCAUCCUGAUAAAGGCGGUGAUCCUGAAAAGUUUAAAGAGUUGGCUCAAGCUUAUGAGGUGCUGAGUGACCCAGAGAAGCGUGAGAUAUAUGAUCAGUAUGGCGAGGACGCCCUUAAAGAAGGAAUGGGUGGAGGCGGUGGUGCCCAUGAUCCAUUUGAUAUCUUCCAAUCCUUCUUUGGUGGCAAUCCUUUUGGUGGUGGUGGUAGCAGCCGAGGCCGAAGACAAAGAAGGGGAGAGGAUGUAAUUCAUCCCCUAAAGGUUUCUUUGGAAGAUCUCUAUAAUGGGACUUCCAAAAAGCUUUCUCUUUCACGCAACAUAAUUUGCUCCAAGUGCAAGGGGAAAGGGUCUAAAUCAGGUGCAUCAAUGAAAUGUUCUGGUUGUCAAGGUUCAGGAAUGAAAGUCUCCAUCAGACACCUUGGUCCUUCCAUGAUCCAACAGAUGCAGCACCCUUGCAAUGAUUGUAAGGGUACUGGUGAGACCAUCAACGAUAAGGACCGUUGCCCCCAAUGCAAAGGUGAGAAGGUUGUUCAGGAGAAGAAAGUCUUGGAGGUUAAUGUUGAAAAGGGUAUGCAGAACGGACAGAAGAUUACUUUCCCUGGAGAAGCAGAUGAAGCACCCGACACAGUUACUGGGGAUAUUGUAUUUGUCCUCCAACAGAAAGAUCAUCCAAAAUUUAAACGAAAGGGUGAUGACUUAUUUGUAGAACAUACGUUGACACUUACUGAGGCACUUUGCGGCUUCCAGUUUAUACUGACCCACCUAGAUGGUAGGCAACUUCUCAUUAAGACCCAUCCUGGUGAAGUGGUUAAGCCUGAUCAAUGCAAGGCCAUAAAUGAUGAAGGGAUGCCUAUGUAUCAAAGGCCAUUCAUGAGGGGUAAACUAUACAUUCACUUUACCGUUGAUUUUCCUGACUCCUUGGCCCCCGAGCAGUGCAAGGCACUCGAGGCUGUGCUACCUUCGAGGGCCUCAGUCCAGCUGACAGACAUGGAGCUGGAUGAGUGUGAGGAAACAACUCUAUAUGAUGUCAACAUUGAGGAAGAGAUGCGUAGGAAGCAGGCGCAAGCAGCUCAAGAGGCUUAUGAGGAAGAUGAUGACAUGCAUGGUGGUGCCCAAAGAGUGCAAUGCGCUCAGCAAUGAUCGGUGGCAGACGGUAAGGAAUGGAAUGUAUGAUUGUUUAACAAAAAUUAUUUGAAAAUACCAUUCUGGAUAUGGUUGUUUGUUUAGACCAUUUCUUCUAGAGUGCUAUCUGCUUUGGUAACUGAUAAAGUGUAUGGAAAGAUUUAGCGUUGGAACUUGACCUAUUUGUUUAUGGUAUACAACCUAUUGCUUCUUGUGA